Messenger RNA from Diorhabda sublineata, 3032 nucleotides. RefSeq lists its product as uncharacterized. The record is from RefSeq and is a predicted model, not a curated record. The transcript has a single exon. The coding region runs from base 127 to 2304 and encodes 725 amino acids. NCBI's taxonomy places the organism in Eukaryota, Metazoa, Arthropoda, Insecta, Coleoptera, Chrysomelidae.
UUCAAUUGUCAUGUCAGUUUUGAAUGUUCAAAUUUUACUGGACAAGUUGUUAACCUAUAUUAUUAAUACAUAAAUUUAGUUAAAAAAGUUAUACGAGAAUAAAGUACGUAGUGAUUUUUAAUUACAAUGAGCACACAUCAAGAGACACUGGAAUGGAUUCGAAAAUUAGGGUAUGACGGUAAUUUUCCUGAAAAUUUUGAUAAAAUUUGCAAUAGUUCAACGUCGUUUAUUUGGGAUCAACUUAUUCAUAACGUCAAAUCUAAAAUUGAGGUGGAUAAUAUAAGGAACAAUAUUCUAGUAAACCAUUUGAAACAAAAAGGUGUAAAUGAAAAUCAAACGGAUAAAUCACAAUGUUUUCCAAAAGAAAUCAAUCUGUAUUUGAAGAAAAGAAAGCUAGAACAAACUAUCGAAAAUAUGAAUUAUUCUAUAGCAGGAAAACAAACAAUAAAACAAAAUCUGAUCAAACAGAAUAGUAUUAAACAGUUCACCAUAGAAAAAACAAACCUGAGAAUUAAAGAAAAUGAGGAACAGGAAUUUCUUCUUAGAGAAAAAAUGAAAAUGCUGGAUAAAUAUGUAGAAGAAGCAGAAGAUAUUUAUAAUUUGUCCAUGGUUUGUACCCCAUCGGAAAUCAUGGAAACCCAUAGUUCCAAUGAUAUUACACACACUUUACAGCAGUGUAAAGAAAUGUUGAAAGAUAGUAUUAAGCAGUUACCUCUAUCAGGACGAAAUAUUUCUUCUGGGGCGAUGUAUAAACCUCUGCCAUCUGCACAAAAAACUGCUAAGAAAAAUAACACUUUUGAAAACUACUUUUGUAUGACCGAAAAAAAAACUGCCAAUAAAAUAAAAAAUCACAUUCCAAAAACAAGAGUCGCUAGUACACCUAAAGUGAGUAUAAGAUUAUUUCCUGAAGAUGGUUAUAAAAUGAAGACAAGACAGAAUAAGUUAAUAGAUUUAUCUACUAGAAGAGAAUCAUUGGAAAUGUAUGUCGAAGAUAAUGAUGAUGAAAAUUUUUUGGUUGAUCUAAAUAAAGCUUCGUUUGUAUCAACAUUACCUGAUUUCAAGCAUUCAUUCUCUCGAUUUACUACCAUACAAGAUAUGAGCGGAAGUAACACAAUAAAUAGUGAAGUAAGUAACGAAACUUUAUUAAAAAUGAUCCACAAAGAUUCGGUUGGUAGUGAAAUAACACAUUUACUACAUAAGUAUAGUAGACCUAGUAUUUGGAACAUUUUUAAAUUUCUCGAUGAUAAUAUACACUUUGAUAUAUCUAAAAAAAUGAAUUUCCAAGAAAUUAAAAUGUCAAGUGAUGAUAAAAAAAAAUCAGUUGAAUUGCUAAAACUACAAACUUUGCAUGUUGCAACGGAAUUAAAACUAAUAAAAAGUAACUUUGUGUUGAAGCUUUUAAUAGACAAAUUCAAUAAGAAAAACGAAAGUUUUUAUGCUUCUUUACACCAUAAAGGUUAUUCACAGGAUCUAGUGGAUAGUUUACAGAAAAAGUUACAAUUACACAUAGAAAAUGUGGGGUUAGACAGUUUACUUGCAGAAAUGAAAAGAGAAAUCAAUGAUACUCAAAACUCAUCAUUCUCAGAUAUACAUGAAUUGAAUAAAUCUUUACGAUGUAUCAAAGAAGAGGUUACAACUAAAAUAAAUGAUUUAACCAGUUAUUUAACGUUAAUUCAGGAAAUAUUCACAGGUAUACAUCGUAUUAGAAAUAAUUCAAUUAAUUGUGUCAGAGAAGUAGCUCCGUUUACUAACGAUUUAAAUUGGUGUGAUCCUCUACAAGACAACAUAAAUUCUAAUGAAUUAAAAAUAUUUGAACGAUUUCCUUUAGAAUAUAAUAGAAAAUUUAUUAACACUGAUCCUACUUUGAAUUAUCGAGAUUAUGAUACCGAUAAAUAUUUACUCAAUCAAGGAAUAGAUAACGAGAAACUAGAUAUGUUAAGUUCGAUAUUAGGCAGUCCCUUUAGCCCACCAGAAAAAGUCAUACACAAUAUUUUAUGUUCUAAAAUGAAGUUUAACAUUCUGAAGAAUAUGACGUCCGUUGCAAAUAGGACUCCAUCUAAAAUAUAUAGUCUUAAGGAGUUAAGAAGUAAAGAAUGUACGCUAGAAGCUGCAGAACAACUUAAUAAACUAAUCUUCUCAUCUACAUCCAACAAGACGUUAUUAGCUGCGGAUGUUUCAACGAAAGUGAUGAACAUGUGGAGUGAAAUGCAUUUCGGACAGUUUAUUUCCCCAAAAAUCAAAGUUGAUGGACAAGACUAUCAACAUUUUGAGAAAAUAUAUGAAAGUUAUCUCAGUAGAUUAUAAAUAAUUAUUGUUGGUGUUAUACGAGGGAUGUUCGUGAAGUUUCGUUCAACCUUUAUUUUUUUAUUCAAACUUUCGUCUUAGUACAUGUUUUCCCAUUAUGUAACUUGUUUUAUUCAUUCAAUUUAACGUUUCAUAAUUUCUGAAUUGAAACCAUAGAACUAAUAUUAAAGAUUGAGUGAGCUUGGAAUACGAACUGUUGAUAAAGAGAGAAACAACAACUCUCUCUCUCUCUCUCUCUACUCUAUUCUGAUUGUAUUGCCAUGACGUCGAACUUUCGAAUGGUGGGAACUUACGUGGUGUUCUCUCUAAUUUUAAUAUCUCUAUGGCUAAAACACCUAAAUAAAAUGAUAAAUUUUGUUCAACUAUAUCAAAAAAGGGCUUGCGAACGAAUUUCCUAUAAUGAAGAUUGUCAAUAAAUUUGGUAAAACUAUUGUAUUUAGAAAUUUACUAAUUUUUCAUUAUUUCAUGCUGAAUAACAUCACAUCAAAUAAGAGCAUCAUAUGCCAUUUCAAAGUAGCACUACCAUGUUCAUACAACCGACAGCGUGUCUAUAAUGGCGCCCAUUUUGGUUAAUCAUAAAAUAGUUAGACUCCCGCAUGCGCGAAAAUGCGAUUUAGGCGUUAUCUUAUAGAUAUAGAAUAAUUAAAAGCAAUAAUCUCAUCAUUAUUUAUUAGACCAUAAAUUUGUAAUACAACUUUUGUAAUGGAUUUGGAAAUAUAUUAUUUUAU